AUGGCUUCUGAAUACAGAAUUCACAAGCCUUAUGUGCUGGCGGCUCUGCCUCGGCCUCUUGACCAUACUGAAGGCCGCAUUGUCGCGCGAGAGGUCUACGGCUUGCGCGACGGCCAAAAGAAGAGGAAGAGGACGGAACUGGUCGUCGGUGUGGAUGGAGAGACUGCUAGCAUCUACGAUGUACCUGCAUCAAGGCUGAUCACCUCGUAUCCCAUCCCGCCGCAAGAGUCUUUCACCUGCCCCCCUUACUCGAUUAGAAUUCGGCGCGCUGGCAGCAGCGAUGUUUCUAGAUAUACCUAUAUCUCUACUCGCGAUUCGACAGGCCAGAAGAUCUCUCUCUUCAAGGAUGUUGUGCACCAGGACGGCAAAACAACUUCCACCUCGACCGCUUCUCAGAUCCUCAAAGUCUCGCCCAUCCGAUACAUAACCUGUUCCUCGAAUGCGUCAGAAACUUCAAAUGUGGGGGAUAUCAUCGCGGUCUGCCAGAAUGGAGAAUUUGCUUCGCUUUCAGGGGAGACUCUCGCGGUUCAAUGGACAGCUUCGUCGAAGUCCGCUGUUCAGGACGUUGUCGCAACACAGAUCGAGGGUUUCGAAGUGGAACAUGUGACCUCGGGAACCCUGGCCGAGUUCAGCGAGGGUAUUUUCAAGGACAAGCCAGAGAUCUUCAGUGCUCUGCCCAAAACUCCCGUCUCUGAGCCUGAGCUGAUUGCGCUGGUGUCGAGGUCUGUCAGCCAAGGUCAGGAGAGCCGACACUCGGUUAUCCUGGCUGCUGCUUCGGGUGUUUCUUCCGCUUCAUCUGACAUUCAGAAGUUGGCGCCCCUUGAAAUUGCCCCUAUUGGUGCUCCCACAACCCAGGGUGCCGAAUCAUCCACCUACCAAGUUGACAUCCAAGCUGCCCUCCUGCUGCAGUUGCAGCAAGGCUCUCUCAAGGUCUACGACCUCACCACACCCGUCCCAAAGCUCAAGUCUACGGUGCACAUGGAGAACGCCGUGUCCUUUUCUCGCUUGUCCCGGCCCUUCGUUCUGUCAUGCUCACUUGAAUCCAUUGGCCUCUACAACCACCAAUACCGAUCGAUCCAUGCGAAUGCGCCCCUUGAUCUGUCUGAACUCCCCGCUGAGUGCCAAAAGCCCAAGACAUGUCAAUUGAUCAGCUAUCUGCGAAGCCAAGAUCUUGUUGUCGCCCUGGUAGACAAUGUCCUUGUCUCCAUCCAAGUCGAACCGCCUAAGAGCCACGGGAAGCGACGGAAACAGGGUCUCUUGAUCGACUCCAUCGGUCGAGGAACUACCGUCGAUAUCACCGCGAAGAGAGCAAAGUCUGAGAAGCUGGCUCUCGAGUUCUCCAAGCAGGUUCCUGGAACGAUGACGGAGGAGUAUUUGGCCAAGCUUCACGCUGAGCUCGAUGCAGCAGAUGGACUUCUCGCAAAGGACGAUCUCAGUGGAUGGGAAACCCUGUUGCGCAAACAAUUCUGUAUGGGUGUUCGAUCUAAUCCUAAUGGCGACGGCAAGGCAGUGAACGGACAGGAGGACAAAGACUCGCAGGAAGUACCCGAGUGGGAAUGGCUCUCAGGGCCGUCGUCAUAUGCCGUCGUCGACCGUCGUUGGGUGCUCUACGCGAUUGGACGAUGCUUUUCUAUCACCAUGACUACAGACGAGGAACCUCGGCCAAAGCUACGCCUCAACUUGCCUGACAGCAACGUCACGUCCUACCUAGUCGUUGCCGGACACCUGACUCUGUCGAACUUGAAGGCAGCAUUCCGAGAUGAGUUCGACGCGGAGGCAUUGGAUAGCAAGAAUCUCGCUAAUGACGUGCUUUCGAGCCUGGCCGACGCCGACCCGUCAAUGACGCUCGUCCUGAAUUAUCUCCAGGCCACUCAACUUGGCGAGCUAGAGCUUCUCGUAGCCAUCCGAGCCCUCAUGCUGAAUCUGGAUCUGAUCUCCGACCCUAAGAAGCCGGCCGGGGCUAAGCUCUUGAAGAAUGAAGCACAUGAUGGUGCCGAGAACUACGAGAUGGACCUCGACGACCUGGAGCGGGACAUUGCGAUCACGGAAUACUACCUCGGAGACGACAGCAGCAGUCGCUCACGGGGACUCACAUUAGCCUUUGCCAAGCUUUGGCGCCUCCCGGCAAUCACGACUGUGAAGGCUCUGCGGGCAACGUUCAAGACGGAGGAGAUCCUAUCACUCAUCUACACACUCAGGGUGGAACUUGUCCGAGGAGCGUGGACAUCGCUGUAUAUCGACCCAACCAGCUUUGAUUCCGAGGGUAACGACCCGCCCCCGGACGGUGUGAUCACAUUGAUCUCGGAUCUCCUCGGUCGAUGCCUCGAUGCCGUCGGCGCCGGAGGAUGGCUGCUGAACGACGCCAUCUCAACCGAUAAGUCCGAGACCGGCGACUUGUUGACGGCGCUGAAGCUUGAGGUCACUGCGGCGCUCGAGGGUCUAGAGGAGGCAGUGUAUCUGAACGGUGUUGUUGGCGAGGCAGUCCGAUUCGGGCUGGCGGCACAAAAGAGUGGUGCAGCCCGACAGACGUGGAACGCAAACAAGCCGAUCCCGAUGCAUUUGGAGGGCCGGGAGUCUCGAUUGCUGCCGUUGGGGCUCAAGACGAAGCAGCUCCCUACCAAGGACAAGGUGGUGUCAGGCGGCGAGGUGGUGCAGCGCAGCAUGCGAGAGACGGGCCACCUGAUCAGCCAGAAGGUGGAGGCAUACUCGCUAGAGAAGCUGACGAUCUAA
This is a messenger RNA of Fusarium keratoplasticum, 2730 nucleotides long. RefSeq lists its product as uncharacterized. NCBI's taxonomy places the organism in Eukaryota, Fungi, Ascomycota, Sordariomycetes, Hypocreales, Nectriaceae. The coding region runs from base 1 to 2730 and encodes 909 amino acids. The transcript is spliced from 2 exons. The record is from RefSeq and is a predicted model, not a curated record.